AUGAAUUAAUUAUAAUUAUCAUAAGCAUAGUCACCAAGAGAAAGUAAUUUCGAUUAUGACGAAUAACCUCAAACACAAUCUAUUUAAUUAAUUGAGAAUAGAGCUGCACUUUCAUUUAUCACUAAUGUAUUCAAACUCAUAUAAAGAAUUUAGAUAUAAAUUUUAGUUGCUAUAUUUUAAAUAUUGUUAAUACUUUUUAAUUCAUAUAUCGCCUUUGAUUUAAGCUAUAAGAUCUCCCUUCUAUAUGUGACAAUUUUGCAUUUCCUGUAAAUCAUUAGGAUAGGAGUUAAUAACAACAAGUAAAAUUUUACAAUUCAUUUGUUUAGAAAAAUAUAAAAUACUCAAUAUUGUUGCAUUUAGAUAUUUUGGGGAGUCCUGUCCAUUUCCUAUUAUGUACUUUAUUCUUUUAGCUUUUAAGGGAUGCUUGAUUUAUUUCUUAGAGAAUAAAGAUUUUCCGAUUCAGUACCCAAUAUUAAUGUAUUUGAUUUUCACUCUUACUUGGUUUGUUCUGACACUAAACAACUAUUUAAAAAAUAAAAAUGA
Messenger RNA from Paramecium tetraurelia, 543 nucleotides. RefSeq lists its product as uncharacterized. Lineage: Eukaryota; Ciliophora; Oligohymenophorea; Peniculida; Parameciidae. The record is from RefSeq and is a predicted model, not a curated record. The transcript has a single exon.